CUUUUCUUUUCUUUUGUUUUGUUGUCUUUUUUUAGUCUUUUGAAAGACAACUUUAUUUUGACGACAGCACGAACCGAAAGCCCAACCAAAGAAAGAGGGUCAGGUGGUUCGGCGACACUUUUGGCCGCCAUAUAUAUAAUUUCGCCUGUUUGCGCCAUCGUUGACGGCAUCUUCGGUCAAGCGUGCCACCAUCUAUCUACUGUACCUAUUUUGCUCCCCCGUGGUUCACCUCAAGUGCCAUUUCGACAGAUCGAUCUAUUAUUCUUUCUAUCCCUUUCGUCCACCCAGCGCUUGCGUUUCUGAAACCUCUAGUCAAACAACCGACCGAAAUCUAGCAUACACUUAGCUUCCUUCACACUUUCGUCAGAUGCCGGGUACUGUCUGACUGGCAGAUGGGUAUUAGCUGCCCCGAAAACCCCAUUUGGGCCGAAUAUAUGAGGGGAGUUUAAUUGGCAAAGGUUACUUGGCUGUGCGAUGAAAAUUUUAUCUGAUAACUUCCACGCGGUGAACAAACGCAAGCCAGCCUGCCUCCAUAUGUGGGUGGCAUAAUGGGAUGUAAUACGGAUACUGCGACAAAAGUUUCCCUUCGGUAGCGCAUUAAAGGCACUCAAUGAAAGCCGUGACCAUGCACAAAAUUCCUCAUUCCUGCCUAUUCCCCAGCUAAACUGGGUGGGUGGUUGUCUGGAAGUCCCGUCCGCCGUGGAAUAGGGGCGCGAGAAGCAGCGCGAGGCCGAUAGUUCGUUCGCCACUAACUACCGAUAUGUCCUUUAUCCCACUCACAGGGCAAUUUAUUGUGGUCCACUACACCACCGAGAUGUUGGCAUGUUGAAUGGAAGUAACGCCUAGACGCAGGUAAUAGGCUUCGCAGCACAGCUGGAAUCAUAGCAGCCCCUGUGGCAUACUUGUUGGAUUGCGUCAAACUUAGCAAAGUCAAACUCGGUAUGAGGGGAGUUGAUGGGUACCCAAGGCGCACAUCAACACCAUGUAGCAGGAUUGAACAUCCAACGGCCAUUCUUCCUUCCACCCACCUCUCGUCUCCAUUCCGUGCAAAUUCCUUUUUGAUGGAUGAACUCCGUCGCCUGGCCUAAGGUAUCUCUCUCACACUGAUGCCAACCUAUGAUCCCUUGUCAGGGAGGGGUUCUCUAGGAGACUCGCGAAUCGAUGUUUGCAUUUCCUACAUCCCAAGGAGGGACCAUUCACACGCCCUCGGAUUCCUCCGUCUCCUCUGAAGGAACUAAAUGGAAAUGAAAAUUUGAUCUUUCGUGCGCUUAGUUCCUAAGACUCCUAAUUGCCACAAGGGCUCUGAAAAUGUUAUUUUCAUCGCGUUGCAUCCACAUGUUUUGGGUUGAAAUGUCUGUUGCUAUUCAUCUGAGUCUAUGCAUGCACCUCUAUCCGCUGACUUGUUGGGAAAUAAAUAGGCAUGGAUACGUUUGAGCAACUUACCAGCUACAUGCGAUCAAUCAAUUCACCGCGUAGCAUAAAGGUAGGUGUAUGAUAGAUUUCGCCGGAAGCUUGUGUAGCUUUGCAACAAGGAACACCUCCUGCAAUGUGUGGACACCGUUUCCUUGAGGUCUGGAAGCAAUUGCAGCGAUGGCUGUGGCCUGAUGAGUGUCAAGAUAUCUCGUGCAAGACGCGUAAACUCCAACCCGGCGUGAUCAAAUCUGUUCAAGUGCUGGAACAAGUUGAUCUCAUCGAGGGGCGGGAGAGGCGUCAGCAUUGCUUUUUUGCUUCUUUUUUUUUUCGGCAACUUGAAUGCAGACCUUUCGGAGUGGCGUAUCCAUCCGCUCUUAUAUCUAAGCCAGCAAGCAACAGAACAGAAUGAUGACAAUGUAUUUGAGGGGAGGCGACAAUCUCUCAUCCCACGCAAGCUAAAACGGUGGAGGCAGCGCCCCCCGGUAGCCAAGUUUUGUACGUAUUUUGAAUAUCUUAGCCAUUUUAUAAAUACUUUUUUUGAUCAUGAGUGGAAGUGACUGUUUUUUCAAUUGCUUGACACUAAACCAGCUUUAUGAAAAACUAUCAAUGGAACAAUAGACCGA
This is a messenger RNA of Blastomyces gilchristii SLH14081, 2036 nucleotides long. RefSeq lists its product as uncharacterized. Bases 1547 to 1822 code for a protein of 91 amino acids. The transcript has a single exon. The record is from RefSeq and is a predicted model, not a curated record. Lineage: Eukaryota; Fungi; Ascomycota; Eurotiomycetes; Onygenales; Ajellomycetaceae.